Molecule: messenger RNA, 714 nt
Organism: Sebastes umbrosus (honeycomb rockfish)
Lineage: Eukaryota; Metazoa; Chordata; Actinopteri; Perciformes; Sebastidae
Gene: serf2
Product: small EDRK-rich factor 2
Exons: 3
Coding region: 151-360 (69 amino acids)
Source: RefSeq, a predicted model, not a curated record
CGUUCGUGACCUACACAUCACUAGCCAGAGGCGCAACGACAGCAGAAGCAGCGACCGACUGGAGCGACGAGAAGAAGGGAACCGACGGCCCUUCGGUUGAGCUGAACUACUUGGAGAUUUCGGGGGCGAAAAGAAGCGACGAUUACUAAAAUGACCAGAGGAAACCAACGUGAGCUUGCACGUGCGAAGAAUGCCAAGAAAAGUGGUGACAAUGGUAAAGGAAAGAGGGGCGACGAUGGGCUGUCUGCUGCUGCUCGGAAGCAGAGGGAUGCCGAGAUAAUGCAACAGAAGCAGAAAAAGUCGGAUGGCCCUGGCCCUAGCCCUAGCCCUGGGGAAAAAGAAGACACCACAUCCAAGUAAAGGAUGAAGUCGGAGACAAAUUCAACUCUGUGCUUCAAUAACAUCCCAUGUUCAGCAUUCUUCCUGAUAUUUAUGAGAAUGGUUCUGUCAUUUUUGUCAAGAAUCUAGGAUCCUACAUUCUUCCCUAUGGCAAAUGACAUUGCUUGUUGGAUUUGUUAUAUUUACUUGGUGAAAUUAUGUCAGAGCAAGUUAACGGUUGUCCCACGUUGGUGCUGCAUGCAGAGGAGCAUCAGUGGUGUAAACAGCAGGAGAAAGAUGAACAAUUCUUGACACAAAGCACCCACGUAACAGUUGUGUAUUUUUGUACAAAAAUGUCCCCUGCUGGUUUCAAAUAAAGUGUAUCUUUUUAGUUCA